Dreissena polymorpha is the source of this 5174-nucleotide messenger RNA. Its product is annotated as DNA-directed RNA polymerase II subunit RPB2. Bases 157 to 3720 code for a protein of 1187 amino acids. The transcript has 27 exons. Gene Ontology annotation, cellular component: RNA polymerase II, core complex. NCBI's taxonomy places the organism in Eukaryota, Metazoa, Mollusca, Bivalvia, Myida, Dreissenidae. The record is from RefSeq and is a predicted model, not a curated record. Gene Ontology annotation, biological process: DNA-templated transcription. Gene Ontology annotation, molecular function: ribonucleoside binding; DNA binding; DNA-directed RNA polymerase activity.
UUCUUCUUUAUUAGAGAGUAUCCGUGGCAAAUGGCGGAUGCUGAAUACGCAAACUGUGUACGCGGUUAAAAUAUCGCUUUCCAUCGAUAAAACAAAGCAGUAAAAAUCUAAGUACUUAAAUUUCCUAUUGAAAGAAAGGUCCAUUAUUGAAUAUCAAUGAUGUAUGGACAAGAUGAAGAGGUUGGUUACGAAGGGGAAGAUGACACUGAUGACCUCACCACCGACCUCUGGCAGGAGGCAUGCUGGAUCGUCAUAUCCGCGUACUUCGACGAGAAGGGCCUGGUGCGACAGCAGUUGGACUCGUUUGACGAGUUCAUCCAGAUGUCUGUACAGAGGAUCGUGGAGGACACGCCGCAGAUCGAGCUGGUUGCCGAAGCCCAGCACAAAGCCGGCGUCGUGGAGUCUACACCCCAGUACCUGUUGAAGUUUGAGCAGAUCUACCUGUCCAAGCCGACCCACUGGGAAAAAGAUGGAGCCCCUAGCCCCAUGAUGCCCAAUGAAGCACGCCUCAGGAAUCUCACGUAUUCGGCCCCUUUGUACGUUGACAUCACGAAGACGGUUGUGAAACCUGACGAGGACCCUGUGGAGACCCAGCACCAGAAAACGUUCAUCGGCAAGAUUCCCAUCAUGCUUCGCUCCACAUACUGCCUGCUCAGCGGACUCACGGACCGUGACUUGACUGAGCUCAACGAGUGCCCCUUGGACCCCGGGGGUUACUUCAUAAUUAACGGGUCAGAGAAAGUGCUGAUUGCGCAAGAAAAGAUGGCCACCAAUACAGUGUAUGUGUUCAGACAGAAGGACUCGAAGUACGCCUUCAAGACAGAGAUCCGCUCAUGCCUGGAGCAUUCAUCCCGGCCCACCAGUACACUGUGGGUGAACAUGAUGGCCAGGGGUGGACAGGGUGCAAAGAAGAGCGCCAUAGGUCAGCGUAUCAUCGCUAUCCUGCCGUACAUCAAACAGGAGAUCCCUAUCAUUGUAGUGUUCAGAGCACUGGGUUUCGUGUCUGAUCGCGACAUCCUGGAACACAUUAUCUACGACUUUGAUGACCCUGAGAUGAUGGAAAUGCUUAAACCAUCGCUGGACGAAGCAUUUGUGAUACAAGAACAGAAUGUGGCCUUGAACUUCAUUGGUUCCCGCGGUGCGAGGCCAGGUGUGACAAAGGAGAAGAGGAUCAAAUACGCGCGUGAGAUCCUCCAGAAGGAAAUGUUACCCCAUGUUGGUGUGAGCGACUUCUGCGAGACUAAGAAAGCCUACUACUUGGGGUACAUGGUGCACCGGUUGUUGCUGGCCGCCCUGGGACGUAAAGAGGAGGAUGAUCGUGAUCACUAUGGCAACAAGAGACUUGACCUUGCAGGACCACUGCUGGCCUUCCUAUUCAGAGGUUUGUUCCGCAACCUCAUGAAGGAGGUGAGAAUGUAUGCACAGAAGUUUAUCGACCGAGGAAAAGACUUUAACUUGGAGCUUGCCAUCAAAACAAGGAUCAUCACAGACGGGUUGAAGUACUCCCUGGCCACGGGGAACUGGGGAGACCAGAAGAAAGCUCACCAGGCUCGUGCUGGUGUAUCACAGGUGUUGAACCGACUGACAUUCGUGUCCACACUGUCCCACCUGCGUCGUCUCAACUCGCCUAUCGGCCGUGAUGGUAAACUGGCCCGCCCUCGACAGCUUCACAACACUCUGUGGGGCAUGAUUUGUCCUGCAGAAACACCAGAGGGUGGGGCUGUAGGCCUGGUGAAGAAUCUGGCCCUGAUGUCGUACAUCUCUGUGGGCUCCCAGCCGUCGCCCAUCCUGGAGUUCCUGGAGGAAUGGAGUAUGGAGAACCUGGAGGAAGUGGCACCCUCCUCCAUAGCUGAUGCAACAAAGAUCUUUGUGAAUGGCUGCUGGGUGGGCAUACAUCGGGACCCAGAGCAGCUGAUGUCCACACUGAGAAAACUGAGGAGAGAAAUGGACAUCAUUGUGUCAGAGGUGUCCAUGAUAAGAGACAUGAGGGACCGGGAGAUCCGUAUCUAUACGGACGCUGGGCGUAUCUGUCGCCCACUGCUCAUCGUGGAGAACCAGAAACUGCUGAUCAAGCAGAGCCAUAUCAAGCAGCUGAAGCAGAGAGAGUACAACAACUACAGUUUUGGACGAGAGCAUGUAGACCCAAUGCAUUGGCAGGACCUAGUGGCCAGUGGUGUGGUUGAGUACAUCGACCCCCUGGAGGAGGAAUCCAUUAUGCUAGCCAUGACCCCUAAUGACCUCCACAGCGACGAGGUGCAGUACUGCUCCACCUACACACACUGCGAGAUCCACCCCGCCAUGAUACUGGGAGUGUGCGCCUCCAUCAUACCCUUCCCUGAUCACAACCAGUCGCCCCGUAACACCUACCAGUCAGCUAUGGGUAAGCAGGCCAUGGGCGUGUACAUCACAAACUUCCACGUGCGCAUGGACACGCUGGCCCACGGGCUGAUGUACCCACAGAAGCCCCUGGUGACGACCCGCUCCAUGGAGUACCUACGCUUCAGGGAGCUCCCUGCGGGUAUCAACUCCAUUGUCGCAAUUUCAACAUAUUCCGGAUACAAUCAAGAGGACUCUGUGAUCUUGAACCAGUCGGCCAUAGAGAGGGGAUACUUCAGGUCCUUCUUCUUCCGUUCCUACAAGGAUUCCGAGUCCAAGAAGGGACUGGACCAGGAGGAGGUGUUUGAGAAACCAACACGGGAAACUGUUCAAGGAAUGCGUCCUGCGAUCUACGAUAAGCUGGAUGAGGAUGGAAUCAUCGCCCCUGGGGUCAGGGUGUCUGGCGACGACGUGCUGAUCGGCAAAACUCUCACCCUACCUAUCAGUGAUGAUGAGUUGGAGGGUACACAGAAGAGGUUCUCCAAGCGGGAUGCCAGUGUGUUCAUGAGACGCAGCGAAACAGGCAUCAUAGAUCAGGUGAUGGUGACCAUCAAUCAAGAGGGCUACAAGUUCUGUAAGAUCCGUGUACGGACUGUGAAGACUCCACAGAUUGGCGACAAGUUUGCCUCGCGACACGGACAGAAGGGAACCUGUGGCAUAACGUAUCGCAUGGAGGACAUGCCAUUCAGUUGCGAAGGAAUAUGUCCUGACAUCAUCAUCAAUCCACACGCCAUUCCCUCCAGAAUGACCAUUGGUCACUUGAUUGAGUGCCUACAGGGCAAGGUGGCGGCCAACAAGGGAGAGAUAGGUGAUGCCACGCCCUUCAAUGACGCCGUCAAUGUACAGAAGAUCUCCAACUUGCUGCACAAGUAUGGAUACCAGCAGAGAGGCAAUGAGGUGCUGUACAAUGGUUUCACGGGUCGCAAACUCAAUGCCCAGGUGUUCCUGGGGCCCACAUACUACCAGCGUCUCAAACACAUGGUGGACGACAAGAUCCACUCCCGUGCCCGUGGGCCACUGCAGAUCCUGAACAGGCAGCCCAUGGAGGGCAGAUCCAGGGACGGUGGUCUUCGUUUUGGUGAGAUGGAGCGUGACUGUCAGAUCGCCCACGGCGCUGCGCAGUUUCUUCGGGAACGUCUUUUUGAGGUGUCUGACCCGUACCGUGUUCACGUGUGCAACCUGUGCGGCCUCAUCGCCAUUGCAAACCUGCGCAACCAGACGUUUGAGUGCCGGGGUUGCAAGAAUAAGACUCAGGUGUCCCAGAUACGUAUACCGUAUGCCUGCAAGCUGUUGUUCCAAGAACUGAUGUCCAUGAGCAUCGCACCAAGAAUGAUGGUCACCUGAACACAGAGCAUUGUCAUCUGAACACAGAGCUGUUUGCUUCCAGUUUACCGAACGUGGAUAAUUUGAACAUGGUGUUUUGGCGGGUGGUUUGGCAUGAUAAUGUUAACACAGAACCUUCAAGUGUUGGUCAUGCCAACUUGUUUAAUGUGGUGCAUAGGUCUAAAUGUGUAGCUUUUUUUAUUUUCCUGAACAUGUUCUUGAAGAAAAUUUCUGGGCAACAGUGUUUUAAAUCAAAAUUGACAGAGACAUCUAUGUUGACAGAUGGACCAUCAGAAAUUGUAUUUUUAAUUAGUCGUCCAAAUAAGUGUAUACUACAUUUUUACACAAAGUGUUAAAGCUGAAAAUUGUGUGCGUACAUGAAAACUUACACAUGUGCAUCUUAUAACAAAACAAGUUUUUAACAUUAUCUUAUUCUCUUUAUAUCUUCUAAGAGAAUCGAUAACGCAUUAUUGAAUACAUAACAUGCAUGUGCAUUUUACUAUUGAUACUAAGAACAUAUAUAUAAAAAUAAAGUUGUUUCAAAAGGGGCUGAUACAGCAAAGCCUGUUUCACUAAAUGGGUGAACUUCUUGAAGAGCAUUUCAUUAAACUAUAGGUAAUGUUCUAAGAACUUGUCGUAUUGUAUCAAAAAUGGGGAUUAAAUUGUCAUAUUUCCACAUUUCUUAUCAUAAUUGUCUGAAAAAAAUGAAAGUGUGAAGAUUUGUUGUAACAUGGCCAUUCUUUUCCAGUUUAUUAUCUAUUGGCAACUAGUUUGUCAAGUCAAAUAUGUGAAAACUGUUUGAGAAUCAGUGCAUGUAAAGUGUUGAUUUAAAGGAAUUACCAUAGUUAUAUAGAAUUAGCAAAAGUGAUGUCUGUUUCAUUGUCUUAACUUUGGAAAAUGAAGAAUUCUUGAAUGUGCUUGUUUUUGUAUGCCCCCGGAUUGAAUGAUUGGGAGUAUAUUGUGUUUAGCCUGUCAUUCUGUCCCAAAACUUAACCCUUGGUCAUAACUUUUGCAAAAUUGAAGAUAGCAACUUGAUAUUUGGCAUGCAUGUGUAUUUCAUGGAGCUGCACAUUUUGAGUGGUGAAAUACCAAGGUCAUCCUUCAUUGUCAAAGGUCAAAUAUGGCUUCAAAUCGGCGCAGUAGGGGGCAUUCUGUUUCUGACAAACACAUCUCUUGUUAAACUUGUAAAUGUUCUUCAAUCAGUUUUAAAAUUAAAGCACAGUCUUGUGUGAUUUAGUAAAAAUAUUCACAGAUUAUGGUAACAAGCAGUGUUUUUUUUUUGUACAUCAAUAUUUAUAUGUUUAUAAUUUUCAGAAUAUAAAUGAUUGAAAUAUAUUAAUUAUAUAUCUUUUAAUAUUUAAUAUAACUUUUUGUCUAAACUUUGAAAAAAUAAUUUGCCAAAUUUAAAGUAAAAUGUUUAGUAAAGAUUGCUUAUUUGUCCAAUACAAAUUUUGCAAAAAAAUCUUUAAACAUCA